Lutzomyia longipalpis is the source of this 2435-nucleotide messenger RNA. RefSeq lists its product as uncharacterized. The record is from RefSeq and is a predicted model, not a curated record. The coding region runs from base 440 to 2176 and encodes 578 amino acids. Lineage: Eukaryota; Metazoa; Arthropoda; Insecta; Diptera; Psychodidae. The transcript has 7 exons.
AGUCUUUCUCAUUCUCUAGUCGUGGACAGGCAUUCAAUGUCUGUGGGUUUGUCUUCAAGAAAACAUACCUCAACCACACCAAGCUCUUCUUCGUUGCGCUGAGCUCCGUGUAUUAAAAGUCGGUGACUCAAAUUGUAUUAAUUUUGCUUGGCAGUGAGACCCAGUUUUGCUUCUCAACCAAAGUGUUUUGCUUGCUUUUUUCUUCCCUCCACUAAGACGAAGAAUUCAUCAAAUAUAGCGCCAAAUUAGGAGAAAGAUCAUCAAAUUUGAUCUCUGUAGGAGCGCAAAGAGGAGUACCAGUGCUAUAUACAAAAAUAUAUUUAAAGAAAAAAACUCCCCUCGUGAUGAUGCGUGCUCAUUAAGUUUCUGUGAUGGUGGUAGUGAAGGAAAGUGGCGUCAAUUUGGAUGUCUUUCCGCAUGGAUGUGAAAGAACUAUGAAAUGAUUGUGCAAAGGAUACUCAACUAUUUGCCAUGCUUAUCAUUUUUAUUGUUAAUUCUAUCACCAAAAUAUGAUGCUGUGGAUGCUGGUGGUGCCACCAAAUAUUGGCAAAAACGCGAAUUAGUUGAGUCCUUGGUGCGAGAAUGGGCGCCCCUGGUGUGGUUGGCGCCGGGUGAGAAAUUCCUCCCGAGUGCCGUAACGGAUUUCCUUCAUCACGUCCAUGCGGAAAAGUCGCGUGCCAAGGAGAAGAUUAAAGCUCCACCACCACCACCAACGCCGGAGCUUGAGCUGAGUGACAACAACAUCCGCCGGAAUGGCCAUGAUGCGUGGGAGAAGCGCAACAAGAGAACAUUCCGGGGGGAGAAUCUCCUUGUGGACUAUAUAAUUGAUAUGCCCGUUGGGGAGAAUUCUGAAAAUUGGUUUCUCGUCACUAAUGAUGAUAUUGAGGAUCUUCUGGACAAUGAUGUUUCCUUUAUUUAUGGACAAAUGCCAAAUCACGGAUCUGUUCCCAUUUAUGCUCUUGUUUCUCUCUGCCCUGAUCCCCCACCUGGUCAUUCUGAGUCUCCCACUAGUGCAUCAGGGACUGACAAUCUUGAUCUCUCCAUAAACGACAUUCCAAGCGGGAAGGUUGAGUUCAAGACAAAUCCCUACAUUCCCCUCCAGAAGCCACAACCCAUUGAGAAUCUCAACUAUUUCACAAGUCAAGAUGCUAUUCCGAGUUACAAAGUUCUCGAUAAUCACCUAGAUGGGCGUACAAAGGCCCAAAAGAGGCGCAAGAGGGAAGUGGCCGUUGUUAUGGCACAGAGUGUUCACGGCAACACUUCCACUUAUGGGGCUCCGGAAGUGAUGAAUGAAUUGGCCGAGGAAGCCCCAAAGGUGGAAAAUAUCUCGAAAGUGGUGGAGAAAGAUGAAGAAUGGAGUGUUCCGGUGAAUGUACCUCUUCAUACACCAUACAAAGAUCAUCGAGAUGUGGAUUAUUAUGCAAAUUAUGUGCAAAAUGAUGAUUUUCAGCAGCAGCAAAAAGUUAAUAUUCCAAAUGGAAAAAUUAAAGAUAAAGAGGUGACCUAUCCGCAUCUCUUUGUGACUUAUUGGAUGUUCUAUCCCUACAAUCAGGGCAAGACAAUUUGUUCAAUAAGUCUGGGACCUUUUGGACAUCUUCCCAUCCCUUUGUUCUUUGGCAUGUGCUUUGGAACGCGAAGAGACUUUGGUAGUCACGUAGGUGAUUGGGAGCAUAUGAGCCUCUACUUUCGUGGUCGUCGUGAACCAGAUGAAAUGUACGUUUCUGCCCAUGAUGCUGGUGCUUACUAUGAGUACGAUAGACUGACGGGGACAUUUGAGUUUAAGCGGCAGGAGACACGCGUUGGUAUCCUACAGAAGCCCGUUUUCCCACGCACUGUCGUCACAUCGGCAAAUCACCCCGUUCUCUUUGCCGCCAAGGGUUCCCACGGGCUGUGGACCGCACCGGGGAAGCACAGAUUCAUCCGUGUACCACGUCUGUACGAUGUGAAUGGCUUUGGGAUUCCAUGGUCGACGUGGGUGAACACCGAAAUACUCUACGAGGAUGAAAUUUCAGCUCGUUCUGCCUUCCAUCAACCACAUUGGAUUCAAUUCAAGGGACGCUGGGGCAAUCCCAAGAGUAAAUGCCAUCCCCUAAAGCGAAUUGGAUUGAAUUUCUGCGAAUACAGCGAUGGACCGAUGGGUAUUAGGAGAAAGCCACACUUCCACUGUACAAAUUAAGUAUGGUUGCGUGGAAAUUUCAAGUUAUUUAUUUAUUUUCCUUUUGUAAUUUCCUAAAAUGUUUUAUAAUUUAUUUGACCUCUAUUGAGGGAGAUUUUCAUGGAUCAAAAGAAAAAUUUGAAAGAUUUAUUGAGAAUUUUUUUUUGGAUUCUUUCCUGUUUUUCUUUUAAUCUAGAGGAAUCUCUGGAAAAUUUUAUUGGAUGAAAGUUUGAUUGUUUUGUAAAUAAAAGUAUAUUGUAUGAAUAAAUAGAUUUAUGUA